Molecule: messenger RNA, 591 nt
Organism: Fraxinus pennsylvanica
Lineage: Eukaryota; Viridiplantae; Streptophyta; Magnoliopsida; Lamiales; Oleaceae
Source: the annotation of a GenBank genome assembly
AUGGCAACUACAAUGACUACAAUGGCUAUGAUCAAUGCCAAAUGCCUCAACGCCAAUACAAAGGGUGCUUUUAACCCCUCCAAGAAACCAAUCUCUCCUCUCUCCAUACGAAACCUUCCAAAAGGGCUCAUCACCAUCACCUCGAAGCCAUUAGGAGUCUCGAGCCUGGCCGGAACUACUCUUGCCGGAGUCAUAUUCUCCACACUCAGCUCCUCUGAUGCUGCCUUUGCUGCCCAACAAGUUGCUGAAAUAGCCGAAGGUGAUAACCGGGGACUUGCCCUUCUACUACCUAUCAUUCCAGCCAUAGCUUGGGUUCUUUUCAACAUUCUUCAACCUGCUCUUAACCAGAUUAACAAAAUGAGGAGUGUGAAAGGGGUGGUCGUCGGGCUUGGGCUAGGUGGACUGACGGGCUUGAGUUUCAUGCACCCGCCAGAGGCAUCUGCCAGCGAAAUGGUCAUGAUUGCGGAUGCUGCCACAAGUGACAGCAGAGGCCAGCUCUUGCUGUUUGUGGUCACUACUGCCAUUCUUUGGGUGCUUUACAACAUUUUGCAACCGGCUUUGAACCAGAUCAAUAGGAUGAGAUCAGAUUGA